Molecule: messenger RNA, 207 nt
Organism: Sphenostylis stenocarpa
Lineage: Eukaryota; Viridiplantae; Streptophyta; Magnoliopsida; Fabales; Fabaceae
Source: the annotation of a GenBank genome assembly
AUGAAUUUGACUGUGGUGUGGGAAAACGGAAAUUACCAUUGUAGUCUCCGAAUUACGUGGCAUGUGGGUUGUCCUGACAGACAGCAGACAAAGCAGUUGAAAGAGGGUGCUGCUGGCUGGCUGCUAUUGUUUUAUGGGCAUGGGAAACGCUCGCUCGCUCCCUCCCGCAAUGACAUGGACCAAGACAAUUCAAUCUGCGGCGGCUAA